AUGGCGCCACUUCAGGUUCCAGGAGCCUCGUGGACAUCUUGGGGUUUCGGUAGAGUCCAUUUUGGCCAUUUGGGGGCUCAUUUUCACAGACGUACGCAGACAAGUAUAUCUUUCAUCUUACACUUGGCUUUUGUUUUCUCCACGAUGCCGAUGGUACUUGCUCUUCUGGUUGUCAGCCUUGCUGGGAUCCACUAUGCUGCUGGCUUGGCCUCUUCAGGAGACCUCCAGCUGAUGCAGAUGUGGCCGACUCCGACAGCGUCGAAGGAUGAUUUUGGGAGGGAGUUCUUCACGCAUGCAGGUGUGCGUAUAUACCGCCGUGCGCCGAAUGGCCGCCGUACGGUCGAUGGUGAACCUGAGGCCACUGAGAAUAAGACGUCGACGUGGAUGUUCAUGAUUAAGGAAGGUGCUACGGGUGAAAUGCUGCAAAGCGUUGUCCAGGAGCUCCAUCCGACCGCAAUGACGACCAAUCCGGACAUUGGUGAAGUGCCAUUUGUGGAGGGGCACUUGACUGAAGUGGAACUCGCGACGGUGGUGGAGAAGGUCCAGGCGCUCUACCCAGGGCUUGUGGAGGCAGUCGAAGAGGACUUCUUCGAAUCAAGAAUUCCAGAAGACGCUAUCGAUGAGGCAUCCACAGGAGUCUCUGUAGCUUCGACAUACCCAUGGGGCAUCCAAGACAUCAAUGCGGACGUGGUCCGGGGACGGGGCGUGGGGGUGAACGUGUAUGUGCUGGACACCGGAAUUCGCACAACCCACGUCGAGUUCGGGGGUCGGGCCUUCGCAGGAGUAGACGUGGCCGCCACGGGCGUUCUCACAGUGUGCCCGAGCGGUAGCACAACGUGCGCUGCAGACGGUCACGGGCACGGCACGCACUGCGCGGGCACGGCGGGGGCCAGCACGUAUGGCGUCGCAGAUGGCGCGAAGCUCUGGGCAAUGAAGGUCCUCGAUGACAACGGCGACGGCUACAUCUCCUGGUCCAUUGCAGCUGAGCAGUGGGUUUUGUCGAGUGGCCCAAAGCCCGCCGUGGUCAGCAUGAGUCUGUCGGGCCCUGGCAACUGGGUCGCCGAGGAGACCUCAAUCAACGCGCUGGUGGCCGCUGGAGUGACCGUGGUGGUGGCUGCAGGGAACCAGAACAGUGAUGCGUCCGGCUACAAUCCUGGUUGGAUCGAUUCGGCGAUCACGGUGGGAUCUUAUGCGUCGGGAGGGGCCAGGUCCAGUUUCAGCAAUUACGGCUCUAAAGUUGAUGUCUGGGCUCCGGGCUCGAGCAUCAAAUCGACGGGCGUAAGCAGCGACACCGCCACGAACACGUUGUCGGGCACGUCCAUGGCCUGUCCGCACGUCUCCGGGCUCGCGGCCAUCAUGUACGAGCUUUACCCUACGGCGGCAUCCAUGACUUCUGGGCAGAGGGAGGCUCUCCUGAGUGCCGGUCAGCGCACCGACUGGGUCACGGGCACGGGGAUCGACAACAACUUCGUGUGGUUGGCACCGACUUCUGCCCCGACGCCCAGCCCGACGCCACCAGACGGGGCUGCUGCCGUUGGUGAUCCCCAUCUGCAGAAUAUUCAUGGUUUUUUCCGUCCCCGAUGA
This is a messenger RNA of Prorocentrum cordatum, 1584 nucleotides long. The record is from the annotation of a GenBank genome assembly. Lineage: Eukaryota; Dinophyceae; Prorocentrales; Prorocentraceae.